Nematolebias whitei (Rio pearlfish) is the source of this 1649-nucleotide messenger RNA. It is a transcript of the gene pip4p2, whose product is annotated as phosphatidylinositol-4,5-bisphosphate 4-phosphatase 2. Gene Ontology annotation, biological process: phosphatidylinositol dephosphorylation. Gene Ontology annotation, molecular function: phosphatidylinositol-4,5-bisphosphate 4-phosphatase activity. Bases 159 to 932 code for a protein of 257 amino acids. NCBI's taxonomy places the organism in Eukaryota, Metazoa, Chordata, Actinopteri, Cyprinodontiformes, Rivulidae. The record is from RefSeq and is a predicted model, not a curated record. Gene Ontology annotation, cellular component: plasma membrane; phagocytic vesicle membrane; lysosomal membrane. The transcript is spliced from 7 exons.
ACAGGGGAGCUCCGCCUCCUCCAGGCUGCUGUCGUCGUCACCCGCCGGGCGCAAUUCGGAAUCGGAACCGGAGCAACUCGUUACUCUUGAGCGCAGCAGCCGGCUGUCCCGCUCUAGGUGCCGCGGGAAGACUUCCGUCGUCUGUCGCGGUGAACGGCAUGGCCUCCGACGGCAUGGACGAGCGGUCUCCGCUGCUGUCGGGCCCCAACUCCGAGAAUGUGACCCCCACCGCUCCCCCGUACCUGCAGGAUCCAAGUCCCCGAGCCGAACUACCUCCUCCUUACACGGCCAUCGCCAGCCCCGAUGCCAGCGGAGUGCCCGUCAUCAACUGCCGUGUCUGCCAGUCCAUCAUCAACCUGGACGGGAAGCUGCAUCAGCACGUGGUCAAGUGCACCGUCUGCAACGAAGCUACACCCAUAAAGAACCCCCCCACAGGGAAAAAGUAUGUGAGGUGUCCCUGUAACUGCCUGCUCAUCUGUAAGGACACAUCCAGGAGGAUAGGAUGUCCUCGACCAAACUGCAGACGCAUCAUCAACCUGAGCCCGGUCAUGGUGAUCCCAGAGGAGCAACCCGCCCAGCCGGCGCUGCCCAUCCAACCUGAGGGGAUGAGAGUGGUGUGUGGUCACUGCGGUAAUACCUUCCUGUGGAUGGAGCUUCGAUUUAACACACUAGCCAAGUGUCCCCACUGCAAAAAAAUAUCUUCUGUUGGCAGUGCUCUUCCCAGGAGGCGCUGUUGUGCUUAUAUAACCAUAGGAAUGAUCUGCAUCUUCAUUGGAGUCGGCCUAACGGUUGGUACUCGGGACUUUGCGAGACGUUACAACGCCACGUACGUGUCCUGGGCGUUCGCCUACCUGCUGGGCCUCAUCUGCCUGAUACGGGCCUGCUACUGGGGAGCCAUCAAAGUCAGCUACCCGGAGAACAGCUUCGCCUAGAGUCGUGACCCUGCAGAGAUGUUGCCUGGCUGGAACCCACAACCUCAGCUUUCAGCUGCUGCGUCAUUUUUUUUCUAAACCCGUGAAGUUCGGCGAGGCGCGGAGGAUCCGGACGGCGUUUUGGUUUGAAGAAUCGUUGACGGUUUGAGUUGCUGAGCAAAUCCACUGCCUGUUGUUCAGCCUGGUGCACCGACAAAGUCCCAGCUAGGUUUUUUCAAUUUCAUUUAAAAUAAUCAAGAAUUAGGAACCUAAAUUUUAUUAUUUUUUUGGUGAUGAUUGACAAAACGAGUUGAAAACUGUCUGAACUACUAACACUGACACUAUGGCACGCACCCACUUUUUUUUGUUACUGAGCAGAUCAAAACGAGACGACCGUUUUGCCCGCUGCACUACAAUGUUAUGCAAUCCUGAGAGUUGUUUUGCUGCUAGUUGAACUCCUGCACACUCAUACAGUAUUGUACCUGCAUUUCUUGCCUGUUUACUCAUAGUAUUACUUUACAAUUUUAGUGCUUAAAAGAUCAUUUUUUUAAAGAUUGUCCUUAUAUACCCAUGCGUGCCAAUUUUGCUGCCCGUUGUUAUUGAGGAGGAGCUUUAGAUCAACAAACUUUUUGUUAAAACGUUUGUUUUGCGUGCACGCCUGCAGCAACAACCCUUUCAAGUUCUUUUCCUGUAAUCUCAAACCGGCUGCGCGUUGACUUACUCUGGUCGCAGACGUGG